AGGUGGCCACCUUGGGCUCAAGGUAGCGGUUGAGGGUUUCGGACACGGACCGUGUAGUGUUGGUACCAUGGCUGCGUCCUUGAGUUUGGCCAAAGACAAGAAGCCGGCGGCCUACGGCAACAUCAUGCGCAGGAUGACCAGCCGUGUCAACCAGUUGCACGACGAAUUGGCCCUGGAGAGUGUGACCAAUAUCGAGUUCGAGCAAUCCUCGCGCAGGUCCUUCGAGUUUCUUCAAGGGCAAGUCCGAACUCUCAAAGAGGCGUUCAACACGUUGACGGACACCAUUCUGGAAGAGAUUGAUUUCCUGAGUGGAACCGUACGGGGUGAACUCUGGAGGCUGGAUGAGCGCCAGACAGGAUUCGAGAAAGCGCUGGUUCGAGACUGCCAUGAUCAGCAGCUCCGGCAGCAGCAGCAGGGACAGCAAGUGCAUCAGCAGUCGCAGCAACUGCAACAGCACUCUCAACAGCUGCAGCAACAUGCGCAGCAGAUCCAGCAGCACUCACAGCAACUGACCCAACAGACGCAGCAAUGCCAGCAGCAAUCUCACAAGAUGCAGCAGCAAGCGGCUCAGUUGCACCAGAUGUCCACGCAGAUCCAGCAGCAACUUCAACAGAGCCAGCAAGUCUCCCAACAAAUGACGCAGCAAAGUCAACAGCUACAAACUCAGCAAAUCCAACUACCACAGCAAGUCACACAACAGCUGCAGCAGCAGUUGCAACAUCAAUUUACCUUGCAAAUCCAACAAGAGCUGGCCAAGCACUCACAGACGAUGAAGGAUACCAUGAAAGAGGAGAUCGCAUCGUUGACAAGUCGAUUUCAGGACUUGCAAUUGCAGCAAGAGAAGGCCAGCCAGUCUAGCCAGCAGAUCCAGCAGAUGCAGCUGGACCUGCAGCGGCACCAAACUAGCUUUGCAGACCUCGAGAAGCGGGCAGAACUCAUGGCUCAAGACUUGGACACGGUCCUUCAGGUGGUGCCCAAGGUGGAAGAUACCAUGUUGAAGACCACCGGCCAUUUGCAGGAGCGCAUUUCCAGUGCUGCUAUGGAUGUCUCCAAGCUCAACGAUGCGGUGGCCGUGGACCGCAUGAAGCUCUCGGGCACCACCGAGCGCCUGGAAGGCCGCAUGAAGUCAUUGGAGUCUGAUUUGCGGGAGGAGCUCGAGCAGAAGCACUUGAAGUUGCAACGCAGCAUCACAAGGCAGCUGGAGAGCAUGAGCCGGGCCUUAAUUGAAAGUGACCGGGCAAUGCCGGGCAUGCCCAUGCAGCCGGACGUGGGAUUCAUGGGCACAGGACAACGCCAGGUCGACUUUGAUAUGCCUGGCAUGGAGAGGCUUGACCCCAUGCAGCAAAGCAUGCAAUCCGGGUUUGGGACUUCACGCGUUCAAUGAGUGUCGAAUUCAAAGAUUGAGACGGUCAACGAAACGCACGAAUGAUGCAAGCAGCUUUUCACGCACGAAUGGUGUGAGACACUUCACGCACUGAGGGUGCUGCCUCAGUUAUGUUCUUUUGGAUCUUUCAUAGGAAUUGACUUGGGAACGGUCAUCCUGAAACGGC
Messenger RNA from Durusdinium trenchii, 1550 nucleotides. NCBI's taxonomy places the organism in Eukaryota, Dinophyceae, Suessiales, Symbiodiniaceae. The record is from the annotation of a GenBank genome assembly.